Messenger RNA from Cornus florida, 1957 nucleotides. RefSeq names its product alanine--glyoxylate aminotransferase 2 homolog 2, mitochondrial-like. NCBI's taxonomy places the organism in Eukaryota, Viridiplantae, Streptophyta, Magnoliopsida, Cornales, Cornaceae. The transcript has 9 exons. Gene Ontology annotation, molecular function: transaminase activity; pyridoxal phosphate binding. The record is from RefSeq and is a predicted model, not a curated record. Gene Ontology annotation, cellular component: mitochondrion. The coding region runs from base 236 to 1669 and encodes 477 amino acids.
AUCAAAACGUUUCCUUGUUUACAAACCGUGCUAUCAUUAUUAUAGCAUAAGAAGACGCGACACGUCACCUGAUCUUCCACUCUGUGCCUGUGCCUGUGACUGUGACUCACUCUCUAUAUAUAUGUAACCUCGUCUCUGUCUCGAUUGCAGUCUGGCACUCUCUCUCUCUCUCUGUUAACUCUCUCCGCAUUUCGUGAAUCAACCAGAGAGAACAGAGACAGAGAAUCAAGUGAAGAUGCAGAGAUUCGCAAUGAAAAGGCCAUUUUCGGGAAAAGAUCUUCAAAGUCUAUCUCGUCCCUUCUCUCAGUUAGCCCAGAAACAGACCCCUCUCCCUGAAAAUGACGCAUUCCUCCCCAAAUUGCCCCCCUUCGAUUACUCUCCUCCGCCGUACACCGGUCCUUCCUCCGCCGAGAUUCUCCAGAAGCGAAAAGAUUAUCUCAGCCCUUCCAUGUUCUGCUUCUACAACAAACCCUUGAACGUGGUUGACGGAAAGAGGCAAUACCUGUUCGACGAGAAGGGCCGGCGAUAUCUGGACGCGUUCGGUGGGAUCGCGACGGUGUGUUGCGGGCACUGCCAUCCCGAUGUGGUCUCGGCAAUCGUCAACCAAACCAACCGCUUACAACACUCCACAAUUCUGUACCUCAAUCACGCCAUAGCUGAGUUUGCGGAGGCACUGGCCUCCAAGUUACCUGGUGAUCUCAAGGUAGUGUUCUUUACGAAUUCCGGGACGGAGGCGAAUGAGCUUGCAAUGAUGAUGGCUCGAUUGUACACUGGGUCUCAUGAUAUCAUAUCUUUGAGGAAUGCCUACCAUGGCAACGCAGCUGGUACUAUGGGGGCUACUGCACAAUGCAACUGGAAGUUUAAUGUCAUACAGAGUGGAGUUCAUCAUGCUCUGAACCCAGAUCCAUACAGAGGCAUCUUUGGUUCAGAUGGCGAGAAGUAUGCAAAAGAUGUCCAAGAUCUUAUCAACUACGGAACUUCUGGUCACAUUGCUGGUUUUAUAUCUGAGGCUAUACAGGGAGUAGGUGGCAUUAUAGAGUUGGCCCCUGGUUACUUGCCUGCUGUGUAUAGCAGCAUAAAGAAAGCUGGAGGACUUUUCAUUGCAGAUGAGGUCCAGUCUGGAUUUGCUCGCACGGGAAGCCAUUUCUGGGGAUUUGAGACCCAAGGUGUUGUUCCUGAUAUAGUGACGAUGGCAAAGGGCAUUGGAAAUGGCUACCCACUUGGUGCUGUGGUAACCACUCCUGAGAUUGCAGAGGUCUUGACACGUCGCAACUACUUCAACACCUUCGGAGGAAACCCUGUAGCAACUGCCGCAGGACUGGCUGUUCUCCAAGUAAUUGAGAGAGAAAAGCUUCAAGAGAAUGCACAUGUUGUAGGGUCCCACCUGAAAGAGCGCCUCAUUGCCCUCAAGGAUAAACAUGAAAUUAUUGGGGAUGUGAGGGGAAGAGGACUAAUGCUUGGAGUUGAACUUGUCACUGAUCGCCAACUGAAAACUCCUGCGAAGACCGAAAUUCUGCAUGUGAUGGAUCAAAUGAAAGAUAUGGGUGUAUUGGUUGGCAAAGGUGGAUUCUACGGAAAUGUUUUCAGAAUUACACCUCCACUCUGUUUCACCAAGGAAGAUGCAGAUUUCUUUGUUGAUGUUAUGGAUCAUGCAAUGUCAAAGAUGUGAAGUCGCCGUCAAGUAAAGCUGGGAUCAUUCCACAGAUUUGGGUGUUCAAGAGACGCGAGCCUCUAGUAGUACAUAUUAAGAUGUUUAUAUCUCAUGGUUUACAUAUCAAUCUGUCUACAGCUUCAGCUUAAUUGGCUGUUUAGAAUAAAAACGACUUAUAAAUAAGGUGUGUGAAUCUCUUAACAUGAUGAGUCAACAACUCGUUGUCUUCUCAAUUUCCCUUUCUUGUACUCUCCUUGCCGUACUGUGUUAUAAGUUUUACAAAAAGAAAGUUCUUGCAGAGUGAUA